GUGGCUCGAGGCUCGUUUCCUCUGCGCGUGGAACAAAAGUACAAUCAUACUUUUGUCGGAAUUCUCGGUAGUGAGAGUAGUGACUCUCCACGAUCUGUUCACUUUCUCUCUCCUAUAACUCGGAUCACCACAUGACUCCAUCUCCUCCUCCUCCUUCCUUUCCGUUGACACAGAACCAAUCUCCCCAACUCCUCAUUGUCUCUCAUCUCUUCGUUUAGAUCCCAAAAAAAAGGCAAAGACUUUGAGGGAUUUAAUUGAUUGAUGUCUUUGGUAUCUGGAGCUGUAUCGAGUUCCACCAGAGACAUGGGAGGAGACGACGAAAGCACGUCGAGAACUCAUCGUCACAACGAUGGCACAGACGACGAGGGUGUUGAAUCCUUGGGGAGGCAGAUGAGCGAGUCUUCUAUCUGCGCUACAGAGGAUGAAGAAGAAGACGACGAUUCCAAAUUGCAUUUGGGUCCUCAGUACACUAUCAAAGAGCAUCUCGAGAAGGAUAAAGAUGAUGAGAGCUUAAGGAAGUGGAAGGAACAGCUCCUUGGAAGUGUUGAUGUCACCAACAUUGGAGAGACUCUUGACCCUGAAGUGAAGAUCAUUAGCCUGGCCAUCUUAUCCCCUGGAAGACCAGAUAUUGUACUUAUGGUUCCGGAGAAUGGGAAUCCAAAGGGAAUGUGGUUCACUUUGAAAGAAGGGAGCAAGUACUGUUUGAAAUUCACGUUUCACGUUAACAACAACAUUGUCUCUGGUCUUAGGUACACCAAUACUGUUUGGAAGACCGGUGUUAAAGUGGAUAGAACAAAGGAAAUGCUUGGAACCUUUAGUCCUCAGUUGGAGCCAUACAACCACGUGAUGCCGGAAGAGACCACUCCUUCUGGCUUGUUUGCUCGAGGAUCAUAUUCUGCAAGAACUAAGUUUCUUGAUGAUGAUAAUAAGUGCUACUUGGAGAUCAACUACAGCUUCGACAUCCGUAAAGAAUGGCCUGCGGUUUGAAAACUUCGAGAACAAGUUAUCAUGAGAUGAUGUGUUGUCAGUAGAAGUUGCGUUUGUUUUACUCCUUCUUUUCAUCGUUGAACAUAGUAUUGUUUUUUCUUUUUUCUUUUUUAUUUCCGAUCAUCAUGGUAGAACAAGAGCGACAUUUACUUCCUCUUUGAUCUUGAUUUUGUCUAGUUUCUCAAGUCCAACUCUCCUGCUUCUUAACAUGUGUUUGAUGAUAUGAUUGUGUAAUACUCAUAUCCUAAGAUGUAAAAUGAGUAAUUGUCUCAGUCAAAAGCUGAAAAGAUGGAAGUUACAAAGACAAAGUUCAAGAGAAUGAUAUUUUAUUUAUUUA
Raphanus sativus (radish) is the source of this 1324-nucleotide messenger RNA. RefSeq names its product rho GDP-dissociation inhibitor 1. The record is from RefSeq and is a predicted model, not a curated record. Gene Ontology annotation, molecular function: protein binding; Rho GDP-dissociation inhibitor activity. Gene Ontology annotation, biological process: Rho protein signal transduction. Bases 262 to 987 code for a protein of 241 amino acids. NCBI's taxonomy places the organism in Eukaryota, Viridiplantae, Streptophyta, Magnoliopsida, Brassicales, Brassicaceae. Gene Ontology annotation, cellular component: membrane; cytoplasm; cytosol. The transcript has 5 exons.